Messenger RNA from Mycotypha africana, 1515 nucleotides. RefSeq lists its product as uncharacterized. The record is from RefSeq and is a predicted model, not a curated record. Bases 1 to 1515 code for a protein of 504 amino acids. The transcript is spliced from 3 exons. NCBI's taxonomy places the organism in Eukaryota, Fungi, Mucoromycota, Mucoromycetes, Mucorales, Mycotyphaceae.
AUGGUGGAAAUAAACCCGGAGUCAAUGGAAGAAGACAAAUAUGAAACAAAAUUUGGCUGUCCAGGAUGUUACGAUCUCUUCAAAGAUUUACCUUCUUUAAGUUCUCACAUUUCAAUCAAACAUGGUUUGACACCAGAUGAUGAGUCAACUUUCGACGAAGCACUUAUUAAUUAUCAAAGUCAGGUUGAAAUAUCUUUGCCAGUUGAAGCAGUGACCGCAGAACCUACAGCAAAAAUUCCAUUAGAGAAUGCUGUGAAUUUAUUGUAUCCUGAAGAUAAUCUAUCAAACAGUCAGAUACUUCGAAAUGUUAUUUCAGCGUUAAAACUAUCACCGUUUGAUAUGGAUGUUGAUUUUAAAGAUGGAUUCAGACAAAAAAUCACAGCCCUUACUACAGCAGAUGUUGAAGACAUAGAGCAUAGAGAAGUAAAAAAAAUUAAAUUAUCUGCACCGUAUGACAAGCCUUCUUCAUCAGCAAUAUGCAUUCAUGUUAAUAACCCAUCUUCAACCUCAGCAUGCAAUGAAAUCAUCAAAAAUAGCCCAUAUAGGCAACUACUCGCAUUCGAUAAUUAUACAAUGUUGGAUGAAAAACACCUGGAGCUUUUGAAUGCACACUGGAGGAAGCGGCCAUGGAUGUACAUGAUGGUGGGACGUUUGUUAGCUAGUUCGAUUUUAGUAGAUGGCAGCUACGCGCUUCUUCUUACUGGCGUAGAAUCAUAUUGUAGAUAUUCAAGCAUUGAUGCACAUGUUGAAAAAGUUCCGCAUCAAUCAUCACUUCCUGAUCUUAUGUCACAAUACCCAAACAAGUUAAAGAUUACCAAGAUUCUAUUUGAUAAUUCUGAAAAAUUAGUCAUUGGCUCAAACACUUGCAACAUUUUGGCCAUUUCAAGUAUUCGAAUAGACGAUGCCAAAAUUGCCCCUGAGGUCGGUGCAUCAACAAAAAAAUUCAGCCCAUCAACAAAUACUCGCAUUUUUUUAUCAACUACGUCAAUAAAAAAGGCCAUGGAGCUCUUUAAUGCUAGUAGUGAUCGGCUACUCUCCUUGGGUGCAGACCCUCUAACACACAUCAGGCAAUUACGUUCUAAGUUCAAUCAAGAAAGUACAUAUUCCCUUGCCAGAGUAUUUGGGGAAUUUACCCAAAAUUUAACAGUGCAGCCAUUCACAAUCUAUACUCUCAACAACUCAGUUCAUAAAGCUGAAACUGAUGUUAUUUUAGGCAGUAGAAUGUUGGAGCUCAUCGCUCACACAAUUCAUGAGGAUCCUGAUGCCAAGCUUGCGAAGAAAGAUGUUAUCACUGUACUGCAUAAAACAACAUCACAACAAAAGCAGACAAAAGUCCGAAAGGACAUUCAAAAAAUCUUAGAUCUUUUUGAAGAGAACAAGGAAAUUGACAUCAUUGGAAACACCUCUCUUUGUACGUUUCUUAGAUCUGUCGCAGACAUCACCACAGACGGUCUAAAAAAAGCCAACCAAGAAAUCAUAUCAAAUAUUUGGAACAAAUUUCGCGGUAGUAUUUGA